UGAGAUUAGUGUCCCGCCGAGAUAAGGCACAACUUGAGUUGUGGACGAAGUAUUUAAGCUGUGCAAAAUUUUGGAGUAUUCGCUAAACAUGAAUUUCGUGUGGAUCACUGUCGAAAAUCUUUUCCUUCGUCUUUUGAACCUUUAUUAAUUACGAUCUACGUGCCAUACGGAUGACGGCGUGCAUAGUUAUCUGUGAUUUAUCGUGAGGCCUGUGAAGUUGAGCAUUUGUCCGGAUUCCAAGAACUCAAUUUGGGUACUGUAUUUAUUUCCUACUGCAGUACCUGAAUUUUCCUUUGCAUUAAUUUUUUUUCAAGAUAAGUGUAUAACAAGUAGCGGGUUUUGCGUUCCUUUCUGUAUGCCUUGUUUUCCCAAACGAUUUGUGAGUGCUUUCCGGCGUGGCUUGACGAUGGCACCUGCAUCUUCUGAUACCCUCGAAGUCAAGAUUCCUCUGACCAAAUUACCGGAUGGAGAAUUGAAAGAAGUGCCAAUGGGCGAUCAGAACAUUUUGAUGAUUCGUGAGGGCAGCACAGUCAGGGCUUUUGGUUCAAAGUGCACUCAUUACGGCGCACCAUUGAUUAAGGGAAUACAUGCCAAUGGUCGAGUCAGGUGUCCUUGGCACGGAGCAUGCUUCAAUCUUACGACAGGUGAUAUUGAGGAUUUUCCGGGCUUGGAUUCCUUACCCUGUUACGAUGUUACGGUAGACGGCGAUACAGUAACUGUCACUGCCCAAAAAGGGCAGCUGGAGAACACCAAGAGGAUUCGCACUGCUGCAAAAUAUGAACCUAAUUCACCAAAGAGUGAUGAUGUAGUAAUUCUGGGUGGAGGAGCCGCUGGGGCAACGUGUGCAGAAAAUUUGCGUUACCAAGGGCACAAAGGUCUGAUUAUAAUCGUGUCGCAAGAUGCGAAUCCUCCGUACGAUCGUCCUAAAUUGUCGAAAGCUUUGGAUUCUACUUUUGAUGCAAUCAAACUGCGGUCUCCUGAUUUCUAUGAGGACCAUGGGAUUAAGGUGAUGACGAAACAACGUGUCUUGGAGCUGUUGCCGGAUAAUAACACCGUCACUCUACAGAAUAUAGAGGAGGGAUCAACUUGGUCUUUGGAUUAUGGGAAACUUGUUAUAGCAACUGGAGCGAGGCCAAGGAAAUUGGAUAUUCCAGGAAGCGAGUUGAAGAACAUCUUUUACUUGAGAUCGAUUGAAGAUGCUCAAGGCAUUGCAGCUGCUGGAGCUGGAAAGAAUGUAGUAGUGAUCGGCUCAUCAUUUAUUGGAAUGGAAGUGGCUGCAUACUUUUGCUCAAAUAAAAAAGCGAAAUCCGUCACUAUUAUUGGAGCGACCAAUUAUCCCUACGAACGAGUUCUUGGUCAAAAAAUCGGCGAAAGAAUUCAAAAAUUGUUCCACGAAAGCAGUGACUUGGUUCGUUUCGUCAAUGGUAGCCAUGGGGGCGUGAAGGAAUUUGUCCCAUCCAGUGGACCCGGCUCUGAUCAACAGUCUUUGGAUGAAGCUGAACUUGGCAGAGUUGUUCUCGCUGAUGGAGAGACGAUUGUAGCCGACGUUUGUGUUGUUGGGAUAGGUGUUGAGCCAUCGACUAGUUUUGUGUCUGGCAGCGGCAUAAAAUUGGACGAUAGAGGAUUCGUCAUAGUUGAUGAGUUCGGUGUAACGCAUGAGAAAAACGACAUCAAUCACAUUCGAAUGAUGCGCACGAAUGUUAAAGGAAUUUACGCUGCUGGCGAUGUGACUCGUUUUCCAUUGAAGUUUGGAGGCAGCAAUGGUUUCAAAGACAACGUUUCUAUUGGACACUGGGGACUUGCUAUGAAACUGGGAGAAGCUGCUGCUGCGAGCAUUUGCAAUCCUGAAGCUGGCCCGCGGGCCACCGUCCCAUUUUUUUGGAGCGUUAUUUUCGGCAAAAGCUUGAGAUACUCAGGCUACUGUCCGGAUUACGAUGAUGUCAUAAUUGGAGGAUCUCUGCAAGAUCUCUCGUUUGUCGCCUAUUUCUGCAAAGGAUCUCGCGUGAAUGCGGUUGCUACUUUGAAUAAGGACCCGGUUGCUGCGAAGUUUGCUGAAUGGCUUUAUGCCGGGCAUUACUUGGAGAAGUCUCGAGUGCAAAGGGAUCCAAUGGAAUGGUUGCAGGAGCCAAUUGAUUCUAAAUUGCCUUGAACCAUUGCAAUUAACCACGAAAAUGCCGUCCGUUGCUCAUCGACUGUGAAAAUGUCUGUAUAUGCAUUGUGGAACCUGAAGCUUUCUGCAAUUGUCUGUGCUUCAUACGCAUUUAGACUGCUUUAAUGGAAUGCACAAAAUUUUCCGAGAUCAACAAUUGAUGUGAUGGGGAAGUGUGCUGAUCAAAACAUGCCGCGUGAAGAACAAUACCAAAUUUCUUGUAAUAGCUUUCAGGGAUUUAUCUUCGGAAAUUUUCAGUGGAUUGAGUAUUACUGUUGUUGCCAACUGGAAAUCUUGGUCACAAAUCGAUUGAAUUUUAUUUCGCACGUCGUGUCAUAGUUGUUGUUAGAGUUCUGUGUGCAGCCAAACAGAAGAUACAAUGAUUAUGUAAAA
Molecule: messenger RNA, 2542 nt
Organism: Notodromas monacha
Lineage: Eukaryota; Metazoa; Arthropoda; Ostracoda; Podocopida; Cyprididae
Source: the annotation of a GenBank genome assembly